UUGCCUGUAAACUAUCACCCAUGGUGCAUUUGUGAGACUUCCACUAGUGUGUGCUUAACGUUAGUGCUUAGCUGUUUGGACUGGAGUCGACUAGAUAAAACAGUUCCUCGUUGAGGAUUAUUAGGACAACGAUCUAUUCAGUAGAUCUGUGGAUAGGUCUACUGGUAUAGUAGUGCACUAUUCAUCCGUGCUUCACAUCGCUUUAGAGUUGCUCCACACAGUGACUCGGCAGAUAUUGUGACGACUGGGAUUCCCUGUGGUAUCCAGACCCAGCCAGGAACAUGACCAUGUUCAGCACGGGCAUCCUUGUGCUGACGUCUCCUCUCCACACCCUCCCGUUGCGCAUUGUUCCAGUGCUCAGCUCAGCUGCUCAGAUUGUAGAGCGCACACUGUACGUCCACCUCCACCCUGGGCUAAACCUGGGAAGUGGGAGCCAGCCUCGACCAGUUUUCAUUCCACCAGUAGUGGACAUGUCUGCACUCAUUACCCGCCUUUACAGCAAUGCAGCUGAUGUAUGCGGGCACCUGGAUGUUCGUGUUUUGCUGACCAAUGUUCGCGCUCAGUCAGCUGCCUGCAGCGGGACCACAAUCCCAAACUGCCCCUUCCCCACACCACAAUCUCUGUCUCACUCCCCGGAGGUGGUGCUAACAGACUUUGCUCUGCAGGACCCAGGUCAGUCCAAUCAGGUUACGCAGUGUCUGCAGAGGUACACAGGCAACUGCUACGUCUGUAGCCCCAGCCUGCAGUCAGUGCUGCUUCACCCACAGCUAAUGAGGCUGCAGGAGAAAGAGGAAGGGCUGAACGAGUCUGAAGAAAAGGCAGAACCCUUGGAGACCUACAGUGACGUGGUGGUAGGGGGGACAUUUGACCGGCUCCAUGGGGCCCACAAGACGCUGCUCAACAUUUCAUGCCUGUUAGCCAAUAGAAGGUUCCUUAUUGGUGUGUGUGACCAAGCAAUGCUGAAAAAAAAAGUGCUGAAGGAGCUGGUCGAGCCCUACUCUCUGCGGACCCAGAGAUUACAGGAGUUUGUGGAAGACAUCAAACCCUCACUGCAGGUGGAGAUCGUGCCCCUUGACGACCCCUAUGGGGUAUCUGUGGUUGACCCCUUGCUACAGUGCAUUGUGGUUAGCGAGGAGACUAGAAAGGGAGGCAUGGCUGUCAACAAGAAACGCAUUGAGAACGGCCUCCCAGCUCUCAUCCUCCAUGAGAUCCAGUUGUUGAAAGAUGCCCACCAUACUGAGACAGAGGAGGAGAAGAUCAGCUCCUCCAGUCUACGUUCUCGUCUGCUGGGCACCCUCCUUACCCCGCCUGAAGACACAUCCCAUAUCGCUCCACUUCCAUACGUGAUUGGCCUGACAGGAGGCAGCGGCAGUGGAAAGAGCUCCAUCGCCAGGCAGCUGGAGGCCUUGGGUGCCGUCCGGAUCGACUGUGACAAGCUGGGCCAUGAGGUGUACCAGCCCGGCACUGCAGCAUAUCGCAGAGUGCUUGAAGAAUUUGGGUCAGAUCUUCAAAAUGCAGAUAAAACCAUCAACAGACGUGCAUUAGGAAGGAAGGUUUUUGGAAACCAGGAGCGGUUAAAAGUCCUAACAGACAUUGUAUGGCCUGAGAUUGCACUUCUGGUUAAGAACAGAAUCAGCCAAGCCAGAGAGGAAGGGAAACAAGUUUGUGUGUUGGAUGCAGCAGUUCUUCUGGAGGCCGGCUGGACCGACAUGGUCCACGAAGUCUGGGUCACUGUCAUCCCUGAGGAGGAGGCAGUUUUAAGGAUAACAGAGCGAGACGGUGUUACCACAGAGGAUGCCCUGCGCCGGCUGCAGAGCCAGUGGUCCAACAGUAAGCAAAUAGGGCACGCCAACGUGGUGCUUAGCACACUGUGGGAGCCAGAGGUUACUAGGAAACAGGUACUGAAAGCUUGGAAUCUUCUUCAGAAGAGAAUCCAACACAGGCAAGAGGGACAUGCAUUGGUCACUACAUCAUCCCAGCUGUGACCCCAUGCAUACAGAACAAGCAUGUAUCAGGCCCAGGGACAUGUGCGCACUAAUGACUGAUCCACAUAAGGAAACGCUGCCUUAGAAAUAAGUGAGGACUGUGCCAUUGCAGCAAACCCAACAAGUUCUCUCACUUCUUUGACCAAGACUCUGUGCCUAACUGAGUUUCCACAGGUUUUUAAAAUCUAGUUCUGUUUUAAGACGCGUAGUCUGAAGAUGGAUGAGGGAAAAAAAGAACUUCAUAAAUGAUCCCGAACAAAAUUAUUUUGGAAUUUGAAAGCUGGAAUUCAUGUUUGGGAUUAAUAAAGUGUUAUUUUAUCCAAAUAUCUUUUUUAUGAAUGGCAUGCCUUUAAAUAGGUACUGUUGUUUAAAUGAUAUGCUCACCAUUCAGCAAUUCCAGAUCAUUUCGAGGUGAGGUAAGAUUGUUGAAAGAUUGUAUGAUUGCCACUGUUAAUUCAUAGGAUUAAAUGUUGUGUUAUUUGUGAUUUCAGAGUUGGGAGAAUAUUUUAACAAAUUCACUAUCAUUAUCAAAUGAGGCAUUACAAACUACCCAACAAGAUACAUUGUAUUUGAGAAAUAUGUGCAAUAGAUAGGAUAUGUUAUACUACCAGUGUAGAUGUUGAAAUACACUGUGCCCUCAAAAAGAUGACAUAGUCAAAAUGUACAUUGAAGGAAAACACAAUGACUUGAAAAAAUAUCUUUGAAAUAUCUUGUAAUAAAAUGUUGAAAAAUC
Messenger RNA from Perca flavescens (yellow perch), 2718 nucleotides. It is a transcript of the gene coasy, whose product is annotated as CoA synthase. The transcript has 10 exons. Gene Ontology annotation, molecular function: ATP binding; dephospho-CoA kinase activity; pantetheine-phosphate adenylyltransferase activity. The coding region runs from base 282 to 1985 and encodes 567 amino acids. Lineage: Eukaryota; Metazoa; Chordata; Actinopteri; Perciformes; Percidae. The record is from RefSeq and is a predicted model, not a curated record. Gene Ontology annotation, biological process: coenzyme A biosynthetic process.